AUGAUCAGUUUAACGCUUGCGUAUGCUGCUGUAUUGCACGCAUUUUGGAUGGUGUCAGGGAUCAGUACAGGCACACCCAGGAAACUGUCUCUGGUGCAUCUUAUAUUGAUUGCGCGUUUUAAAUGGAAGCAGGUGCUAAAAAUAAUGGAGGGAAACGGAUGGGAGGGGAGGGCAGGACGGAAGGACAGCGAGCUCGCUGUCGGGAACGAUGAGCACGGUGGCAUCGGGGACGGCGAGCACGAGGGCCAGGCGGCAGAGGCCACUGAUGGCGGCGUGGGCAUCGAGGACGGCAGGGCCUCGGGGACCUCGGGGAUAGCGCAGGGCGCACGGCCGGCCCGAGACGGGGCGGGCGGAGCAAGGCUGAUCUGGAACCUGUGCCUUAAUGACGACGUAGCGACGUUGCGCGCGCGGAAAGUGGUGGCUAGCCCUGGUGUCGAACUCGCGACCAGCACGGACGCUG
This is a messenger RNA of Epithele typhae, 460 nucleotides long. RefSeq lists its product as uncharacterized. The record is from RefSeq and is a predicted model, not a curated record. The annotation marks the transcript as partial. Lineage: Eukaryota; Fungi; Basidiomycota; Agaricomycetes; Polyporales; Epitheliaceae. The transcript has 3 exons.